AUGGAACAUGAGCAAGAUGAUCCUGGUACAGCUACACAUGGUGGGGUUGUUUCGGAACUUGGUGAUUCAGUGGCAAGUGAUCCAAUUGUGAAUAACAACGGCGUUCAUAUAGAUAGAUCUGAUGAUUCGUUAAGCAAAGAGCAGCCGAACAUUUAUCGACAAGAUAUUGUCAGGAACAAUAGAACGGGGAGUAUUGGGGUUGUGAGUGAAGUAGCUGGUGAUUCUGACUCUGAAAGUGAUAUGAGUGAUGACGAAGAUGACGAUGAUGAUGAUGAUGAUGAUGAUGAAGACGGUAAUGAUGAUGAUGCGGAUGUAGAGGAAGGGAAAAAGGUCAAUGAAGAAAAUGUUGGUUCUGGAGAUGGCAAUGCUGAUGGAAAACUUGGCGAGAAAAAAGACGAUGGGGACUACAAAUGUGGUGCCCUUGAGGGUGAUCAGAUUCGUGUGCUUUGGAUAGAUAACACUGAGCCGGUUCAAGAUAUAAAGGAUGUGACAGUUGUAGACCGUGGUUUCUUACAUGGAGAUUAUGUUGCUUCAGCUGACGAGCCAACUGGGCAGGUGGGAGUAGUAGUGGAUGUAAACAUAUCGGUAGAUUUAUUGGCCUCUGAUGGUUCUAUCAUCAAGGACAUCUCAACCAAAAAGUUGAAACGCGUCAGGGAUUUUGCUGUUGGUGAUUAUGUGGUUCAUGGUCCCUGGCUAGGUAGAAUUGAUGAUGUGUUGGACAAUGUGAAUGUGCUGUUUGAUGAUGGCUCCAUGUGUAAAGUCCUACGUGUUGAACCACUUCGACUAAAACCGAUUCCCAACAAUAACCUUGAAGAAGAUGCAAACUUUCCAUAUCACCCAGGCCAGCGUGUCAAAGCGAGCUCUUCAUCGCUUUAUAAGAAUUCACGGUGGUUAUCUGGAUUGUGGAAGCCUAAUCGCUUAGAAGGUACCGUGACCAAAGUCACUGCUGGAUCUAUUUUUGUCUACUGGAUUGCGUCAGCUGGCUUUGGACCAGAUUCUUCUGUUUCCCCACCUGAGGAGCAGAGUCCAAGUAAUUUGACAUUGUUGUCAUCUUUCACUCAUGCCAAUUGGCAAGUUGGUGACUGGGGCCUUCUUCCAUCGGCGAAUCAGUCUGCUACUAUUCCCUUACAUAAGCAUGUAUCUAAAUUACGACUUUAUGAUUCCCAAGCUAAUCGGCAACAGAGAAGUGGUUGCGAUUUAGAAGAUGUGCAAGAUGAAGCAAACGAAAGAAAUGAACCUGCUGGUGUUACUGCUGAAGCCUUGCCAAAAGAAACUAGUGUUUCUUCUAUUUCAAAGGAGCCUGGUCAUGACUCUUGGCCUCUCCAUCGUAAGAAGAUACGCAAACCUGUUAUGAGAAAGGAGAAAAAGGUAAAGAAAAAGGAGGAGAGCUUUGAACAAGCUCUAUUGGUAGUUAAUAGCAGAACGCGUGUUGAUGUAGCCUGGCAGGAUGGUACAGUAGAAUGUAGUCGGGAAGCAACAACACUGAUUCCUAUUGAGACCCCUGGUGAUCAUGAAUUUGUCGCUGAGCAGUAUGUGGUGGAGAAGGCUUCGGAUGAUGAUGAUAACACAACUGAACCUAAGCGUGUUGGGGUUGUGAAAAGUGUCAAUGCAAAAGAUCGUACAGCUUCUGUGAGAUGGUUGAAGCCACUUGGAAGGGCAGAAGACCCCCGUGAGUUUGACAAGGAAGAAAUUGUUAGUGUUUAUGAACUAGAGGGCCAUCCAGAUUAUGACUACUGUUAUGGAGAUGUUGUUGUUCGACUAUCACCUGUUACCAUUGCGUUACCAGCAUCUUCUGCUGAAACCUCUUUAGAGGAGGAAACGGAGCAAGACAAUAAAGAUACAGAACAUCAUCAAGAAGUUGUAGUCCCUGAUAAGGAAGAAAACGAAGUUAAUACGGACCUUACGAAUCUCUCAUGGGUUGGAAAUAUUAUUGGCCUCAAGGAUGGUGACAUUGAAGUAACAUGGGCCGAUGGAACGGUAUCAACGGUUGGCCCUCACGAAGUUUAUGUAGUUGGAAGGGACGAUGAUGAUGAAUCAAUUGCUGGAGAAAGUGAAACAAGUGAUGCUGCUAGCUGGGAGACUAUAGAAGAUGAUGAGAAGGGUGCUUCUGAUAUUCCUGAAGAGGUUCUUGGAAGGGGUGAUUUUAUUGAGGCAAACUCUGAUGCAGAAAUCAAUGCUGAGAAUGAUUCUGGAAGGAAUGGUGCCCUAGCUCUCCCACUAGCUGCAAUUGAAUUUGUGACUCGUCUGGCUAGUGGAAUCUUUUUGCGUGGACGGAAAACGGAAGAAUCUUCCAGUUCUGAUUCCACUGGUGAGAAUAGAUAUAAGCUGGCUGAACUGACAAACCCUUCCGAAGAUGACUCUCGUCCUCCAAAAUUCAGUAUUAGUGAUAACUGUGACUCAGAGAGCACUCAAGCAAAUGCCGAGAAUCUUCUGAGUGGAGAAACCUCUACAACUUUAGAAAACGAAGCACUGGAAAGAUCAAAGAGUGAAAGUUCUGAUAAGCAUGUGUCUUCUGAAGGUGAUAGUUGCAGUUUCAAACGCUUUGAUAUAUCACAAGAUCCUCUGGACCACCACUUUAUUGCCAUGGAUGGGCAGGUAACCAAGGAAAGAAAAUGGUUCAAGAAGGUUGAUCAAGACUGGAAAAUACUUCAAAACAAUCUUCCGGAUGGGAUCUUUGUUCGAGUUUACGAAGAUAGAAUGGAUCUCUUAAGGGCCGUAAUAGCCGGGGCAUUUGGAACACCAUACCAAGAUGGUCUCUUCUUCUUUGAUUUUCACCUUCCACCUGAUUACCCUAGUGUGCCACCGUCGGCUUAUUAUCAUUCUGGUGGUUGGAGGUUAAACCCCAAUCUGUAUGAAGAAGGCAAGGUCUGUCUUAGCCUUCUUAAUACCUGGACAGGCAGAGGAAAUGAAGUGUGGGAUCCCAAAUCAUCUAGCAUCCUUCAAGUCCUUGUUUCACUCCAGGGAUUGGUGUUGAAUUCAAAGCCUUAUUUCAACGAAGCCGGGUAUGAUAAGCAGGUCGGAACUGCGGAAGGAGAAAAAAACUCACUGGGAUACAACGAGAACACUUUUUUGCUAAAUUGUAAAACCAUGAUGUAUCUUAUGCGGAGACCACCAAAGGAUUUUGAAGAACUUAUCAAAGAGCAUUUCAGAAAACGCGGUUAUUACAUCUUGAAGGCAUGUGACGCCUACAUGAAAGGAUAUCUAAUAGGUUCCCUCUCCGAAGAUGCAUCGGUUAUCGAUGAACGCAGCAGUGCUAAUUCAAAUUCAGUCGGUUUUAAGCUUAUGUUGGCUAAGAUUGCACCAAAGCUUUUCUCAGCGCUGAGUGAGGUAGGAGCUGACUGCGAUGAGUUCAAGCACCUGCAGCAGCAAUAG
Microthlaspi erraticum is the source of this 3372-nucleotide messenger RNA. Lineage: Eukaryota; Viridiplantae; Streptophyta; Magnoliopsida; Brassicales; Brassicaceae. The record is from the annotation of a GenBank genome assembly.